AUGGAGAAUGCCAGUGGUGGAUUCAUGUCGGACCUAACAUUUCAUGGAGGCAGGUUCGGCGCUUGGAUGGGUAACCAACAAUUUACCGUUCGAAAUGUUUAUUUUUCUGAAUGCAAGACAGCUAUAUGUAUGCAUUGGAAUUGGGCAUGGACGUUCAUCGAUGUGCACGUUCAUAACUGCGAAAUUGGAUUGGAAUUGCUCGGCAUGUUUCCGGACAAACAAGGAGUGGGGUCUUUGAUAUUAUCUGAUUGGGAUGUGUCUGACUCAUCGGUAGUCGUUCAGCUUGAAAAAGAAGGAACUGGACGUUUGAUUCUCGACAAUAUGCACAUUCGAGAUGUCCAAAGCAUAGUAAAAGGACCCAGCGGUCCGCUUCUUCUACCGAAAUGUACUCAAGAUACAGUCAAAUUUUGGCUUAAAGCACCUGCUUCACUUCCGUCAGCACCCUCAGAGCUACAGUUGCGUCAUACUCCAGACGGUCCGAUUUACAUGGGCCAUAUUUCGCCUCCCGUUCGUCCUCAAUGCCUAACGAAUAAGAAGGGGCAUUGGUUUGGUCGAGAAAAACCCUCUUAUGAAACUUGGCACAAUUUGGUCAACGUUCAAAAGUAUGGGGCAAAAGGCGAUGGUGUGAGCGAUGAUACAAAGGCUAUACAGGUUGUGUUGGAUGAAGCUAUUGGUCAGGUCAUAUUUGUGCCCUACGGUGUGUAUGUUCUGCACGACACGCUGCACAUUCCUACAGGAACAUUAAUGGUUGGUGAAGCCCAACCCAUAUUUGUUGGUACCGGUCCAAAAUUUCAAGACGCAUAA
Messenger RNA from Malassezia globosa CBS 7966, 804 nucleotides. RefSeq lists its product as uncharacterized. Bases 1 to 804 code for a protein of 267 amino acids. The record is from RefSeq and is a predicted model, not a curated record. NCBI's taxonomy places the organism in Eukaryota, Fungi, Basidiomycota, Malasseziomycetes, Malasseziales, Malasseziaceae. The transcript has a single exon.